UGCCACCCUUCCUUAAAUACUCUCACGCCCUCCUCUCCUCUACGCUACGCUCCAAAUAUAACAACCACCUCUCUUCCUCUCCUCUCUCUAACGGAUACUUCUCACGCUCCACAACAACAACGAGACGAAGGACGAGCAGAAGAAGAAGAGGAGGUAACAACGGAGGAGGAGAAGAGAAGGUGACAACGUUGCCAUCCGCCGGAGAUGGGAGCCGCAUCCAUCCCCUCUGGCGGAUUCCUCGCCGGGAGAACGCCGGUGCUCGGCCUCCCCGUCUACGCGCUCCUAUUCAUCUCCGCCGCCGCCCUCCUCGUUGCGCUGCUCCUCUUCCUCCUCCGUCGCUCCCGCGCCCGGAUGAAGCGCCGGUCCCCGGCGCUGAUCCCCACCUCCACCAAGGAGAUCGCCGAGAUUCCCACCGCCGCACCUAGUGAGCACGACAAGGGGAUCAAGGAGAUGAAAAAUGCGGCGGUGGCGAAGGCCGAGAAGCCGUCGGAGGCGUCGUGUUCGUCAUCGUCGUCGUCGACGGAAAAGGAGAAGCCGGAGAAAAAGGAAAACAUUGGGUGGGGGCGGUGGUACACGCUAGCAGAGCUGGAGGCGGCGACGGCCGGGUUCAGCCCCGGGAACGUGAUCGGGGAGGGGGGUUAUGGGAUCGUCUACCGCGGCGUCUUUCCGGAUUUCUCGGUGGCCGCCGUCAAGAAUCUCCUCGACAAUAAGGGUCAAGCGGAGAAGGAGUUCAAGGUGGAGGUUGAAGCCAUUGGAAAAGUAAGGCAUAAGAACCUUGUAGGACUUAUUGGAUACUGCGCUGAAGGUGUUAAAAGGAUGAUUGUAUACGAAUAUAUUGACAAUGGAACCCUGGAGCAGUGGUUACAUGGUGAUGUUGGUCCUGUUAGUCCAUUGACAUGGGAUAUAAGAAUGAAAAUUGCUAUUGGAACAGCAAAAGGUAUAGCAUACUUGCAUGAAGGUUUGGAACCUAAAGUUGUGCACCGAGACAUCAAGUCCAGCAACAUUCUUCUAGACAAGCAAUGGAAUCCUAAAGUGUCAGACUUUGGAUUGGCUAAGGUCUUGGGAUCUGGUUCAAGCUUUGUAACAACUCGUGUAAUGGGAACAUUUGGGUAUGUGGCUCCUGAAUAUGCAUGCACUGGUUUGCUUAAUGAGAGCAAUGAUGUGUAUAGCUUUGGUGUUCUGUUAAUGGAAAUAAUAUCUGGAAGAAGUCCGGUAGAUUACAGCAGGCCAGUUGGAGAGGUAAACAUGGUUGAAUGGUUUAAACGAACUGUACAAAGCAAGCGUGAAGAGGAAGUGGUAGAUCCAUUAAUUGAGGUUAAGCCUUCACCGAGAGCGUUGAAGAGGGUAUUGCUAGUCUGCCUUCGUUGUAUAGAUAUGGAUGCUCAAAAACGGCCUAAGAUGGGUCAAAUUGUGCACAUGCUGGAAGGAGAUGAGUUCCCCUUUCGCAUGGAACUUCGAUCAGCCAGAGAAGGAACUCUGAGUUCAUCCAUGUCAGCCAAGUUGGCUCCCCCUGCUAAUUCUGAAAGGUCGAUGUGGUGACAACACCGAAAGGAAUAGUUCUGUAAUAUGCUAGUGGUUUUGUUAAUAGUUCUGUCUGGAACAUAAUUUUUCACUGAUGGUGCUUCUUGAUUGUGCAUAUUUAUUUAAUUUUUACGGAAAACUAAACUCUUAGGACUUA
Musa acuminata subsp. malaccensis (wild Malaysian banana) is the source of this 1678-nucleotide messenger RNA. Its product is annotated as probable receptor-like serine/threonine-protein kinase At4g34500. NCBI's taxonomy places the organism in Eukaryota, Viridiplantae, Streptophyta, Magnoliopsida, Zingiberales, Musaceae. The record is from RefSeq and is a predicted model, not a curated record. Gene Ontology annotation, biological process: protein phosphorylation. Gene Ontology annotation, molecular function: protein kinase activity; ATP binding.